This is a messenger RNA of Rubroshorea leprosula, 1369 nucleotides long. The record is from the annotation of a GenBank genome assembly. Lineage: Eukaryota; Viridiplantae; Streptophyta; Magnoliopsida; Malvales; Dipterocarpaceae.
GCUUCCUAAAGGUAUUAUUCAUUUUAUUGAUAAAAUUCGCAAAAGUUUUUUAUGGGGUGGGGAAGGAGAAGGUUGAAAAAUUAAUUGGGUUAAAUGGGAGAAAGUUUGCAAAAAUAAGCUUUGUGGGGGAUUAGGAGUGAGAGAGAUGAGGAAGUUCAACUUAGCCUUAAUGGGGAAAUGGUGGGGGAGGCUAGCAAGAAAUGAACAGGGUUUGUGGGAUAAGAUUAUAGCUAGCAAGUAUGGAGGGAGUGGAGGCCAUUGGCUUGAUUGGGUAAGGGAUGGGAGGGGAAUAGGAUCACUAUGGUGGAGGGAUGUGGGGUGUCUCAACAAUGUCGAUGAGGAGAAAGAAGGGUGGCUAACAGAGGGAAAGGAGAAAAAAUGUUGUCAAAUGGGCAAUGAGGAAGAUGGAAUAUGGAGGUGGAAUCUAGAGUGGAGGAGAGCUUUGUUCGACUGGGAAAGGGAAGAAGCAGCAGAACUACAACAAAAGAUUGAUAGCAUGCGGAUACACAAAGACAUCCCCGACACAUGGAAGUGGGAGCAUAGCAAGGAAGGCAACUACUCAACUAAAUCAGCUUACAAACCGUUGACAAAUGAAUUUAAUGGACUGGAUGCAGCUCCAAUACACAAGAGAGUGUGGAACCCAAUCAUCCCAAGCAAAAUUUCUGCUUUUAACUGGCAGCUACUGCAAGAUAGAAUACCAACAAAGAGCAACCUGCAAAGAAGAGGAAUAACUACUGAAUUGGAUGAUGGAAUCUGCGCUUUAUGUGAGGAGGAGGUCGAGGACUCGAAUCAUCUUUUCCUGAGGUGCAAGGUGGCAAAGUGGCUAUGGAAGGCUUGUGGGAAAUGGUGGGGAACCUCUGUUAAUUUGGAAAAUGAUUGCUGGAAAACUUUUGAGCAAUUUGGGGCAUGGGCCAAAGAAAAACGAGUAAAGGAAGGCUGGGAUUGUAUAUGGAACGUUGUGGUGUGGACCAUAUGGCUCGCAAGAAAACAAAAGAUAUUCCGAGAAACCGACACCAACAAAAGUAAGUUGCUUGACCACAUUCAACUAAAAUCAUUUUGGUGGAUUAAAACAAGGAAAUCUAGCUGCUUGUUUACUCUUUAUGAUUGGUUAUACAAUCCAAUGUCAUGCCUCAAAGUUAACUGUGGUAGGAAGUAGGAAAUAGGGACCUAAACCAUACUUGGCCGAAAUGGUCAAUAUGGUAGGUGGGAUGGACUGAUCCUCAGCAGGUGGAUGUACUGGUAGCAUUGAGCAACUUAUUGACUCUUGUUGGUUAUUAGACAGAGUCAGUAGAUGCUCAAUAUGUACCUAUUUUUGUAGCAUGGGCAGGAGUACCCCUUGUACUCUAUAUAAUAAACUAUAUUUGCUGUG